AUGGCUUGCUACGGCGAGUACCAGCCGGCGGCUACAGCGGCGGCGGCGGCAGCGGCGGCGGCGGCAGUCGUGCAUCAGCGCAGUCGAUCUAACGUCGUCAUCAGAAGCAGCGUGGAUUUGGACCAAGCGCUGAACGACCACUUCAAGAAGUCUAUCGAGUGUCUCGGUCCCGGUGCCAAUCACGUGCCACCAGCGUCCAGCUGGAGGGACAAGAACUUACCAGACACGUUUUUCAAGCCGACCAAAUCCAAUAAUGCUUCGAUAGUGCACAGCCGCGAAGGGAGUGACAGUUCCGGCUGCCACACUAUUUCGUCGCCGUGCAGCGUCGUUUCCGCGUGCGGUUCGUGCGGCAGUUCCGGCGGCGGCGGCGGCGGAGGUGCAAGCAGUGCUGCCGGUAAUGGUGCGGGAGGCGGCAGCAAUGGAGGUGCUGGUGGUCUCUCGGCACCGACCGUGCUGCACACUCGUGCGCAUUCGUCGCCGGCCACCCUUCAGAACGGAAAACUGAGCAUCGCGUCGCGCCUUCCUCAGCCGCAACCCCACAACCGCGUGCACAGUUACGACGUCGACGUCGACAUCGACAACCGCGCUCUUCCGAAUGGCUGGGAAAAAGCGUACACCGAAAACAACCAGGUGUACUUCAUCAAGUUAGUGAACAACGAUUUUAUGUGCCGCAUCGCGUUCUGUGCUGUUUUGUCUCGCUUUGUGCGUUUAUCGCGUCGCGCACCGGGACGAUCUGGACAGCAGCGGCAACAGCAGCCGCAGCGACCACCCGACCGCGGCGCAGUCGUUGUAGUCCUGCUUGUCGCAUGUCGCGCGCGCACGCACGCAUGCAUGCACACGCGCGCGCGUUUAGGUACGCGACGGCGCGUUUCCCGUCUCGGUCUCGGUCUCGGUCUCGGUCUCGGUCUCGGUCUCGGUCUCGGUCUCGGUCUCGGUCUCGGUCUCGGUCUUGGUCUUGAUCUUGGUCUCGGCCGCGGCCUCGGUCUCGGUCUUUAG
Messenger RNA from Soboliphyme baturini, 996 nucleotides. NCBI's taxonomy places the organism in Eukaryota, Metazoa, Nematoda, Enoplea, Dioctophymatida, Soboliphymatidae. The record is from the annotation of a GenBank genome assembly.